Molecule: messenger RNA, 1877 nt
Organism: Boleophthalmus pectinirostris (great blue-spotted mudskipper)
Lineage: Eukaryota; Metazoa; Chordata; Actinopteri; Gobiiformes; Gobiidae
Gene: cdc42l
Product: cell division cycle 42, like
Biological process (GO): modification of synaptic structure; small GTPase-mediated signal transduction
Cellular component (GO): dendritic spine
Molecular function (GO): GTPase activity; GTP binding
Source: RefSeq, a predicted model, not a curated record
AUGCAGACUAUAAAAUGCGUGGUGGUGGGGGACGGUGCAGUAGGAAAAACCUGCUUAUUGAUCUCCUACACAACAAACAAAUUCCCCUCUGAAUAUGUUCCCACGGUUUUUGACAACUAUGCCGUGACGGUGAUGAUUGGAGGAGAGCCCUACACACUUGGGCUUUUUGACACAGCAGGUCAGGAGGAUUACGACAGACUGCGGCCUCUCAGCUAUCCACAAACAGACGUGUUCCUCGUGUGCUUCUCUGUUGUUUCGCCAUCAUCUUUUGAAAAUGUCAAGGAAAAGUGGGUUCCGGAGAUCUCCCACCAUUGCCCCCGCACACCGUUCCUUUUAGUGGGCACUCAAGUUGACCUCAGGGAAGACAGCAAUACCAUCGAGAAACUGGCAAAGAACAAACAGCGCCCCCUAUACCCAGAGAGUGGAGAGAAACUGGCUCGGGAGCUCAGGGCCGUCAAGUAUGUGGAGUGCUCUGCUCUCACACAGCGAGGGCUGAAGAAUGUGUUUGAUGAGGCCAUUUUAGCCGCGUUGGAGCCACCUGAGACCAAACCCAAGCGAAAGUGCGUCCUGUUGUAGAUUAAGUCAAAGAAACCUGUGCUGCAGUCACUCUGUAAGACCCACGAUCCUUUAAAUAAGAGUGGACAAAAGGCAGAGAGGAGGUACCAUACCUUUGUGUCUUCUGAUAAUGUGUACACUUUGUGCCUUGAACAUACUCUGCAAAAAUGUCAUAUCUAGCCUUGCUUAAAAAGACUUGAAUUAAAGAUUUAAGCUUUGAUAAGAUUUAAUUGCUUCUGGGCUUAGACAAUUUCAGUGCCGCUGGGUUAAGUGAAUUUUUCAAACCCCACUAGCAAUAAUUUGACUGAAAUUAGAAGUAACGCAUUGGAACAAGUCAGAAACAUUUUAAAUAGGUUUCAAGUCAUUUUAACAUGUCUAGAUAUUCAUUUUUACAGUGUGCCUUUUUAAAAUGCUAAAGGAGCUGCCUUAGCGAGCAAUAAACCCUUCCAUGUCUGUUCACUUUUCUUUACGAACUUCCAGUGUUUUCAUCCGUAGUAUAAAGGUGGGGCGGGAUCCCCUCCCUAUCACAUAUGCUCCAACCUUUUAUUUUUUUUAAAACAUUUAUUUAGCUGGGAAUAAAGUCUUUAAGAUUACACUGCAAAACAUAGUGAGAUAAAAUUACUGAAAUUCAGAAUAUGAAUUUUUAGUAGUUUGGACUUCUUUUUUUUAAAAAUGACUUAACUUGUUUUAACACAUUUUUGACUGCUUUCAUAAUUCACUCCAAAAUUACGCCACUGUCACAAAAAAUAUUCAAUUCAGAAACCUCCUGAAACGGUUUUAGUAAAUAAAUCUAAACUAGUCAAUUCUACUUAAAUUUAACUAUUAUUCUGAAUUUUAUUGUUUUAAUCAUUAUAACUAAUCAAAAUGUCUUAUUUGCAGUGUAUUUCUUGACUUGUAUUAUAUUUUUAAAGAAAUUGUUGGUUACACAUUAAAGGGGAAGCUUAAAACAAAGUGGUACUUGAUCAGCCUUCAUUUUCUGUGUAUUUUGAAUUGGAGAGUUGAAUGAGAUUAAGAUCACUCCAAAGUGCAGUAUAGUAAUGCAGACCUCAUGACUUUUGUGGAGGUGUUCUCUCGUCUCUUAUCGAUAAUUUCUUUCAUUUUAUGCAUCAUGUGUUAAUUCAUUGAACAUGUUUUGGAAAAUGUUUAGCAGUUCAUCAAAACUUGAACUUUUUUGUUGUUUUUUAUCGGUAGACAACAAACUUGAUCAAUACUGUAACAAUUUUAGUCUUAAUGUUUGAACACAUCAUCCUCAACAUGGCGAUGAUAACUAAUUGUGGGUGUUUAUAAUCACUGAAUAUUUGUAAUAAAAUGGUUUGCAGAAA